Hibiscus syriacus is the source of this 1475-nucleotide messenger RNA. RefSeq names its product protein MCM10 homolog. Gene Ontology annotation, biological process: DNA replication initiation; DNA replication. Gene Ontology annotation, cellular component: replication fork protection complex; nucleus. NCBI's taxonomy places the organism in Eukaryota, Viridiplantae, Streptophyta, Magnoliopsida, Malvales, Malvaceae. The record is from RefSeq and is a predicted model, not a curated record. The transcript is spliced from 11 exons. The coding region runs from base 70 to 1260 and encodes 396 amino acids. Gene Ontology annotation, molecular function: single-stranded DNA binding; DNA replication origin binding.
UCUGAUAACAGAGAGCUUCAGAACUGUCUCCCUGUAGUCUAAAUCCCUUUCACUUAAACAACACUACCAAUGACAAGCCAUGAAGACGAUCUCGACCUCCUUCUCUCUCUUCAAGAAAGGGUUUUGGAAACUCCUCCUGCUUCCCCUUCAAACCCCCAUUCUCAUUCUCCAGGGUACCUAUCAGAUGAUGGAUCGUCUAGGCAGAGAGGGAAAUCAGACUUGUCUGUUUUUAAAAAUUUUGUGGAAGAUUGCCUUGAUUAUGAACCCAAACCAGUUGAGAAACAUGCCAAGUCGAAGCCACUGAGUUCAAAUGAUAUUCAAGUUGAGAAAUUUUCAGGUUUGCGUAUAAGGAAGCAAUUGAUCAGUCCUGCGGAGCUUAGCGAGCGUUUGUCUGAUAUUCGUUUUGUUCGAUUAUCUACUAUAAAGAAUUUGUUGAUGGGAGACACCCUUUAUGGUUGUUGGGCAACCAUAGGAGUGUUGACUGAAAAGGGUACCCCGAAGACGAGUUCCAUUGGGAAGAGCUAUAGCAUAUGGAAAAUUGGGUGCUUGGAUGAAAAUACCAUUUCUCUUUUCUUGUUCGGUGACGCUUAUGAGCAGAAUUGUAAAGAGCAGGUUGGAGCAGUUUUUGCAUUGUUCAGUUGCAGUGUUCGUAAAGACCCCAAGGGAUUGGGAUUUUCCUUGAGUGCUACUGCAUCCAACCAAAUGCUAAAGAUCGGCACUUCAGCUGACUAUGGAGUUUGUAACGGAAAAAGAAAGGAUGGGAUAGCUUGUACGGUCAUUGUAAAUAAACGUAAAGGUGCUUACUGCCAAUAUCACAAAUCGAAAGCAUCAGAAAAAUAUUCCACAAAGCGAACUGAGCUAAUGGGAGGAAACUUGAGAACAGCAUUUAGAAAUCCUCCUAGAUCAGAAGGGAUAUACAUGGUUGAUCCUCUAUCUGAUAGAACAGACUCGAAAAAGCCCUCUAAGCCGGCUAAACUACUGUCUGUAGAGGCACUCAAACGGGCACUAAGCAAUGGAGAUAAGGUGACAACAAACAGACACUCCCAAGGCAUAAGAUUUCUUAAUGCAGUUGCAGGGGAAAUGGGUUCCAAAUUAAAAAAUGGUGCAUCUAAAAUGGCUGGCUCAGAGAAGAGGAAAGAAUCUACCAUGAAACAAGACACAUCUCUUCAAAGAAACAAACAUCCGGAUUCAAAAAGAAGGAAAGUUGAGCAGGAGAAAACUCUGGAAUUCAGUUGGACUCGGCGAUGGGAAACCGAUUAACCUAUAUAUUGAUUUAAGUACUCCAUAGCUCCAUAGCAUGUUGCAGAGUUGACCAUGCAGGCUAAUUCCUGUUUUAUAAGUUCCAACAACUGUUUAACUUAUGAUUUUUUUGGGCUGAAGGUUAUGUAGGCGUAAGUUGGAUGCAAUAUAAGCCAGUUUUAUUCCAUUGAACAAAAUUAUUAUGUGAUCCCAAAUCCAGGUACAUGGUAAAGUAA